GCAGCUAGACAGAGCGAUGUCGUCGGAGUAUUCGUUCUGCAGCGAGGGUGGCUUCGACGAGCUCUCGAGCUCCUCCGAUUCCGGUUUCGACGUUAGCUUCGAGUCGCCGAAACACGAAGUGCCGACCGACACUCUCUUCGCCCCGGUCAAGGAGGAGAAGCGCAAGAAGACGCGGAACACUCGCUGCAAAAGCCCCGCGCAGGUGCUGAGGCUGAAGCGGAACCGACGGAUAAAGGCGAACGACCGCGAACGUCACCGGAUGCAUACCCUGAACGACGCCCUGGAGCGCCUGAGGAUGGCCUUGCCGACCUUCCCGGAGGACACGAAGCUGACGAAGAUCGAGACGCUGCGCUUCGCGCACAACUACAUCUGGGCGCUCUCGCAGACCUUGGGCAACGCGGACAGCGGCGAGAUCACCGUGAACGUCGGCAACGUCACCGUCAACAUCGGCGAGAACGGCAACAUGAUCACCUCGUCGACGGGUAGCUGCGCGGUGGCCGCGCAGAAGAGGCUCGGCCCGACGCACACCGGCUUCCCGUACCCUCAGGAGCGAUUCGUGCCGGAGUGGCAGGAGUACGACUGCUACAGCGACCAGAGCGUCAGUCCGCCCAUGCAGUAUCAGCCCUGCUACGACCAGAGGAUGUACCAUCCUCAUCGUCCUCAGCACCAGCUGCCGCCGCCGCCUCACCACCACAUGGUCCACCAUACCAACAUGUAUCAGUGUCUCUAGGACGUUUCGCGGUGGAAACAGCGUUAUGAGGAAACGAAGAAGCGGCCAUUUGAAGAAUUUAUCAGUGAGUUAAUCGAAGGAUAAAUAUGGACGGAAGGGUAUAAUCGUAGCUGAAGACGCGGGCUGUGGCUUCAAGUGCGUUUCCGCGAGGCCGACGUGCCUGUAAAGAGAAAAGGACAGUGCUAUGAUUAUCGUUAUCUACUUUGUAAGAGAGUAUUUUAUUUGUGAGGAGUAUUCGCGUAACACUCUGACGGUGUCAGUCGAUUGGGACGGUUCUUCAGUUCAACGUUCAGUUCGACGUUUCGCUUCCGAUUCUCUCUUCAUGUUCCUCUUUUACUUUUCUUUUCUAUCGUCAGUCGUGGAAGAUGGAGGAGGCGUUCAUGAGACGCUACGUCUGAUUCGCUUCGAAAUCGUACCGAGCGCGCUCCUCUUUCCACGUUAAAUUAGGAGAAGUAUCUUAAUUCCGUAAUUAAGAUAUAAUUGAUCGAGGAUUAAUUGACAAUCGAUAGAUCUCUUACGUUACAAGUAGCGUACUCCAGCCGUGCGUUCCUUUUGUUCUAGUCAUGAAUAUCCUUAGUUGAUCUCGUACGCUCGAUCUCGCUUUUGGUUCAGCGUAUCUUAGGUAGAUUUAAGUUGUAAUUGGAUGUACACUUACAACGUCCGCCAGUGCUCUUAUCGUAACACGGAAA
Harpegnathos saltator (Jerdon's jumping ant) is the source of this 1419-nucleotide messenger RNA. It is a transcript of the gene tap, whose product is annotated as basic helix-loop-helix neural transcription factor TAP. Gene Ontology annotation, molecular function: DNA-binding transcription factor activity, RNA polymerase II-specific; protein dimerization activity; E-box binding. The coding region runs from base 17 to 730 and encodes 237 amino acids. Gene Ontology annotation, biological process: positive regulation of transcription by RNA polymerase II; sensory organ development; axon development. Gene Ontology annotation, cellular component: nucleus. The record is from RefSeq and is a predicted model, not a curated record. NCBI's taxonomy places the organism in Eukaryota, Metazoa, Arthropoda, Insecta, Hymenoptera, Formicidae. The transcript is spliced from 2 exons.